Molecule: messenger RNA, 3892 nt
Organism: Cynoglossus semilaevis (tongue sole)
Lineage: Eukaryota; Metazoa; Chordata; Actinopteri; Pleuronectiformes; Cynoglossidae
Product: G-protein coupled receptor 26-like
Exons: 3
Coding region: 1298-2320 (340 amino acids)
Biological process (GO): adenylate cyclase-activating G protein-coupled receptor signaling pathway
Cellular component (GO): membrane
Molecular function (GO): G protein-coupled receptor activity
Source: RefSeq, a predicted model, not a curated record
CUUUGUACCUAACAAAAAUAGAAACAUUCUCAGGCUGAAACUAUUAAUAUACUUAUUUUGGUAGGGAGAAUUGGGCCCAGUACAGGCAGGUGUCAGAAUUAGACCUCACAAACAACCAUUCACAUUCCCACUGAUAGUUAACUUAGCCUUCACUCAUGACCUAAUCCUGUAUGUUUCUGGAGACUAGAGAACCUGAGUUAUAGGGACAAAAGACACUCAGGUUCUACUGGGCUUCAAACUGAUGACGUUUUUGCUGUAAGGCAAACGGAUAAACCACCUGAUGUAAACUAUAAAUACUCAACUUUAGGAUUAAAUCGCAUCAUCAGACACUGGAACACCGGGAAAAAAACAAACCAUUUCACCUUCUGAGGUAUUUUAAUGUAUUAUAUUUUCUGACCACCGAUCCAUGUAGAGUUAUGGAAAGGUCAGCCUUCCCACUUCCACCCCCACAGGUGCUGCUGUGUAUUUUUUCGGAUACCAGACACAAAUUAUAAUAACACUACACAGCGCAGCUACAGUACUCAGUGGUCAAUGAAUAAUUCAUUUUCAGGAAAGGGAUCUGUUUGCCCCUGUGCCCCUCUGGUGCGCCUGUGCACCUGGUGCCAUUUGGCUACACGGCAGCAGACGCGUCUCCAAUUAUCCGGCAUCACAUCCCUUGCUUUCGGUGCGCCCUUUUGCCUCCACGUCUACAUUGAUUGGAGUAAAGCCGGAUCGAUGCGGGCGACACGAGAAACUCGGGAGUGAAUAACUUACUCACAGUGAUUGAUUUGAGUGCGCGCGCGCAGAAAAAAACAAACAAAACAUCAGAAAAGAGGAGAAACAAAUGUGAGGGAGGGCGCGGUGAAACUUUGCUUGUUUUUAGUUGUUUUUAUUUUUUGAAAAGGUGCAUUUCAAUUAGACUGUUAAUGUGAUAACAGCCAGUAAAGAGGAUUCAUUGGAACAGGUACGUUUCCUGUCCCUCUCAGUGCCUCUGUAGCUGCGUGCUGAGUGGACUGUUGUGUAAACGGCCGCAGCUGCUGAAACGCGCACCACGCACGACCCACUCCCACUUGGCCAAGGCUGGCUCCAGCUGCGCCUGACGUGUGUUUGAUGGAGAAGGACGGUGCUGCAGGUUUGAGCGGUGGAGGCUGGGUUCAGCACUCUGGACAGCGCCUGGCUGAAGUUGGAGAGGAUUUCUUUGGAAGAGGUUUUUCCUGUUAUGAAAGUAGGGAUGAGAGAUGCGCCACGGGUGACCAUGGUCGGACUGAGGCGUUCUUUGUCCACUGGUAACCCUGGUGCGCACUCUCUGGAGUGAGACAUGGACUUUGCUGAAAUCAUCUGCGCUUUCUUCAUCGUCGUGGUCGCCGUCGUCUCGCUCUUGUCCAACUUGUUGGUGCUGCUAUGUUUCGUCCACAGCACCGAGAUCCGCCGGCAGGUGCCCGGUGUGUUCACCAUGAACUUGUCCUGCUGCAACAUCCUCAUCACUGUCCUCAACAUGCCCGCAACUCUGGUCGGGAUCGUCCGGAACCAGCAGCCGUUCGGGGACUGCAUCUGCCACACGGUGAGCUUUCUGGAGACUUUCCUGACCGCCAACACGAUGCUGAGCAUGGCAGCGCUCAGCAUCGACCGCUGGAUAGCCGUGGUCUUUCCGCUCAGUUACUCCACUAAGAUGCGCUACAAGGACGCGCUGAUCAUGGUCUGCUACUCCUGGCUCCACUCCUUCACCUUCUCCCUGGCCGCGCUACUCUUUUCCUGGAUGGACUACAGCCACGUCUACGCCUCCUGCACCUUGCAGCCGAGCCAGGAGGGCAGCGACAGGAUCAAGUUCUCGGUCUUCACCGUAGUUUUCCACGCCACCAGUUUUGUGCUUUCUCUGCUCAUCCUGUGUUUCACCUACCUGAAGGUGCUGAAAGUGGCCAGGUUUCACUGCAAGAGGAUUGACAUCAUCACCAUGCAGACUCUUUUCCUUUUGGUCGAUAUUCACCCCAGUGUUAAACAGAGAUGCUUAGCCGAGCAAAAAAGGAGGAAACAACGAGCUACAAAGAAGAUCAGCAUCUUCAUUGGCUCAUUCAUCAUCUGCUUCGCCCCUUAUGUAAUUACAAGGUUGGCUGAGCUUCUGCCUUUCGUGGACAUCAACCGCCACUGGGGAAUCAUCAGUAAGUGCCUGACUUACAGCAAGGCUGCGUCUGACCCCUUCGCCUACUCCCUCCUACGUCAGCAGUACAAGAAAGUCCUGGUUACAGUUGUCAACAGGCUGCUCCGCCGUGACCUGUACCCUUCGUCUGGCCAUAACAGCUCCUUAGACACGGAGAACGACUACUGUCUCCAGAGGAUUAGCUAAUGGCAGAACCUGGGGACAUGACAGAUGCACGCUCCAGUGUCCGGAAAGAGAAAAAAGAAAUCGCCUCUGAGAAGGAGAAGAUGGGCGGAGGCAGAGAUUUAGGAGAGAGACAGAUUGGACAGGAUAUUACAAGGAAGGCAGAGGAGACUUAGAUGGAGAGGACAGAUUGUGGGUUGAGGGGCAGAGCAAAAAAUAACAAAGAUAGUGGGCGGACAAGAAUGAAGAGACAGUCAUGAGGGGGAGGCGAAAAACGCAAGGAAACGGAGGAGAAAAUGAGAAGGUUGAAGGGAGGAUAGAUAGGCAGCGACAGGGAUGAAGUGCAGACGUCGUCCUCAGAGACUGUUGGUAAACAUAGGGUCUCUCAAUCAACCGCAAAGCAGGGGCACACACACACACACACACACACACACACACACAAGGGGACAAAUACACUUUGUCAUUUCAGAUUUUACAGAAGGACCAAGUGGUUGGUGGAUCUUAGGGACCUGUACAAGGUGGCCUUUUGUUUCUGACCCACUGCUUCAUAGGACAUGAAAGGAGGAAGGUUCCUGUCUGUGGAAAACUAACUGACUUUGGAGUAGAUGGACCAAAACCUGCUCCACAUUUUAGCCAUGUCUUGUAGUGGGCGCUUUAAAUACUUCACAGUGUCACGUCAAUCACUGGAUAUUGAUGCACUUUGUCCAAAUCUCUCAGAGCUACUGUCAUUAGAGGAGCCAAAGGCAAAUGACAUGAACACCCGUCUAAAGGACAGCACUGGUGAUUCGUUUUUCCACCGUCAACAACAGAGUUGUGCUUAAAACGUUCACAGUCUAUUCCAAUGGGCCGGGUCACAUCUUAGGCUUCACACAGUAAGAGUAAAAGUACACUACAUGUUUGUACUCAUAUCUAAUAGGACACAGGGACUUAUACUAACUGACUAAACACGGUAGAACUGAAAAGGAUGUGAAGACGGUUAGAGUGAUAAAGGACAGAGGAGGUAGGACUUUUUGUCAGGGUAAUUAAGGAGAACAAUAAGUGAGAAAAUAGAAAAUAGUUUGAACCUAUUUUUAAAUUCAUAUAUAGUCUUUAAUAAAGGUAAGACGUCUGCUUUUUAAUACACGAUUCUAGCUACCUUUACUUAUUGUUUUGGGCAUUUUUCUCCAAGAUUAAGUAAAUUUACUUGUUUAUCUUCACUCUGCAAACCUGUGCUUUACUGAUGUUGAAGCUAACUAAAGGCUAACUUCUUAGGUUAAUGUUGAGUAAUAUUCUUGCUCAUUCAAGGCUAAAGCUCACCAAUCUUUAAUUAUCUUUCUCCAAUUAUUUUAGCCAUUUUAAAAGAAGUUUGCUUUUUCAACGUUAGGUUGUACCUUUGCUGACUUUUUUGCAAACAUAUAUAUAUUGUUUGGUCUUUAUUCUUAGGUUAUGUUUAAGCUAACAUUUGAACUAACAAUAUUUUUUUCUUUUGUAUUUUCCUUCAUUUAUACAUUUUAUCAAACUUAAGUUAUUUCUUCUACAUUUUGCCAAGUUUUUUUUAUGGAGCUGAAUUUGACAUUUUGACAUUUGACUUUAAGCAAUAUUUUUUAACUCCUUCCA